ACCUAGGUAAACUCUGCCUCACCCAACCCGCAAUCUCCAAAGGCCGAAUCCCUUCCCGAAGCCCUCGACUACUCCAUCUUGACGGAGCAUUCGAUAUGGCAGCUCAGGGGGAAGAGACGCCGUCCUCCUCGGCAGCCGCAAUCGCAGCUCCGACGGCUCCCGCGGCCCAUCCCGAAGAGGCCGCGAACCCGGCCACCGGCCUCAUCGAUCCAGAUGACGUCGAGACCGAUUCCGCCAUCAACGUCUCCAUCCGCGACUCCCUCACAUCCAUUCGCUCGUCGCUGUUGAAUUUCGAAGACGAGUACGGACGCCUUUAUCACUCCCACUCCCGCGGCAAAUAUUUCUUUCCUCACGAUAACAUCGAGCAAGAUCGCUUAGACUUGCAGCACGAACUCUUCGUGAGGACUUUCAGAGGCCGCCUCUGCACCUGCCCAAAGUUCUAUGGCGCCAAGAGAGUACUCGAUCUCGGAACAGGUACCGGCAUUUGGGCAUUGGAAUAUGCCGAGGAGCAUCCUGAGUCAGAGGUCAUUGGAGUCGACCUAAGCCCAGUGCAACCAGAAUUCAUGCCACCGAAUUGCUCCUUCGAAAUUGACGACCUUGAGAAGCCGUGGACUUGGUCCAAAAGCUUCGACUUCAUCUUUUCCAGGACGUUGAACGGCAGCAUUCUGGAUCCAGUAAAAUUAGUCGACAGCAUCUACAAGCAACUCGAGCCCGGUGGCUGGUUCGAAGCCCAAGAUGUCUGCAUGUCGGCCCAAAGCGACGACGACACGAUACCGGAGAACAGCUCGCUAGUACAGUGGGCCGACGAAGUCGUGGACGCAAUGGAGAAGAUUGGCCGCUCGCUCAAGCUUGCGAUGCAGUGGAAGCAGCUCCUCAUCGACCGUGGCUUCGAGGACGUCCAGGAGACGAUUUACAAGUGGCCGACCAACACGUGGCCCCGGGACAAGACGAUGAAGGACAUCGGCGGCUGGGGCCUGGCCAACCUCGAUUCCUUCCUCGAGUCCGCGGCGCUCGGGACGCUGACGAACAUCAAGGGGUGGUCGAGGGAGGAGGUCCUCGUGCUGUGUUCGCAGGCGAGGAAGGAGAUGCGUGAUCCGAGGAUCCACGUCUGGUGGCCAGUUUACGUUGUGACUGCUCGCAAGCCGGGGCUGCCGAUCCAGGCACCUCUGGAGUAAUUUGCUCUCGAAUGUUGAUACACACGCGCGUCGUCUGAAUCCUGUUGGUUGUAGACUUCAUCUUCAUGGAGAGCUUCUUGUAUAUUGCACUGUCCAUAGUGUAUGUGUAGCUGAUUGUCAAUGUCGACGCAGAAAUGUUUACUCCUA
Messenger RNA from Colletotrichum destructivum, 1322 nucleotides. RefSeq names its product Putative S-adenosyl-L-methionine-dependent methyltransferase superfamily. NCBI's taxonomy places the organism in Eukaryota, Fungi, Ascomycota, Sordariomycetes, Glomerellales, Glomerellaceae. Gene Ontology annotation, molecular function: methyltransferase activity. The coding region runs from base 96 to 1175 and encodes 359 amino acids. The transcript is spliced from 10 exons. The record is from RefSeq and is a predicted model, not a curated record.